This is a messenger RNA of Loa loa (African eye worm), 1091 nucleotides long. RefSeq lists its product as hypothetical. The coding region runs from base 1 to 813 and encodes 270 amino acids. Lineage: Eukaryota; Metazoa; Nematoda; Chromadorea; Rhabditida; Onchocercidae. The record is from RefSeq and is a predicted model, not a curated record. The transcript has 6 exons.
AUGGAUAUUGAUAACCACUCAUUAAUUAAUCAGAGUUCCUCGAAUACUGAAAAUGGACGCAAAGAAAUUUCAUUUGGAGAAAACAGAAAAGGAAGUGAACCAUCAUCCUCUUCAGUAUCUACAAAUACUUCACAAACCUUCAUGGAAGAAGAGAGAGAAAAUGCUAUUGAUGAUGUUUCGGAAGCAAAUUUACACUUAACAGAACAUCAGUCACGAAGUCAGACUCGCAACAACAAACUCUCUGACCCACUUUGUGUGCAUAACUGUAAUGAUCGUUUACCACCGCUUGAAACGGAGCAGCAGUUUCGUACUGCAGUUACAAGAUGUGCAAGAGGAGGCGAUUCUAUGGAACGCAAUUCUUCGCACGUUGACACGGGAGUGGCACGAGAUGUACCAAAUAUAUCUCCUUUAAUGCUCAAGACCAAACCUGUUAUCAUAUCCUCAUCUCCGGUAAUGAAGACUUCCUCAUCUACAAAAGCAAAAGGUGUUGAAGGUCGAAGAACUGCUACUGAAGUUGAUGCUUUCUUUACUCGUCUUAGUACGCCAAAAUGCAUUAAGGGUUCACUUACAUUUUUUCGACUCUCUUCAAUCAAAUAUUUGCAGUUUGUUAAUAUUGUAUGGUCUUGUAAUAAAUUAUUUCUGCUUUUAGGGAAAGUUUCAAAGGAGAAAAAAAUUGGAGACCGUGUUCAACAAGUGAGUGUAGCACAAAGACGCAGAUAUGAAGCAACAAAAGGACUCUCUGUGAACGUUGUUCGCACACGAAGUAAUUCUGCUGUGCGUUCUGGGAGUCAUUGUUCAGGUGUUGGAAAGUAAAAAUUGCUGAUCAGGACUCUCAAAGUUUGAUGUUUUAUUUUUGAUCCUGGCUGCUAAACUUAGCAUUCUUAGGAAAUUUUUUUCGUUGGAAAUUGUACUUUACAUAAUUCUGCUUUCCAAAAUAAUUCAAAUGAUUUGAAUUGCUGGGACUUCAUUAGGCUUGGUGCAUAUUAUGGAAGUGUUAUGCAGCAUUCCUUUUUUCAUGCGUUUUCAAGGCUCUCAGCUGAAAUAUGUACCUGAUUUUGUUUGUCAUUAAUUCAUUAUGUCACUCAAUGAUC